Messenger RNA from Bufo bufo (common toad), 384 nucleotides. Its product is annotated as gastrotropin-like. Gene Ontology annotation, cellular component: nucleus; cytosol. NCBI's taxonomy places the organism in Eukaryota, Metazoa, Chordata, Amphibia, Anura, Bufonidae. Gene Ontology annotation, molecular function: fatty acid binding. The coding region runs from base 1 to 384 and encodes 127 amino acids. Gene Ontology annotation, biological process: fatty acid transport. The record is from RefSeq and is a predicted model, not a curated record. The transcript has 4 exons.
AUGUCCUUCACUGGAAAAUAUGAAGUUGAAUCCCAGGAGAACUAUGAAGCAUUCAUGAAACUUAUUGGUGUCCCUGCUGACAAAAUUGAAAAGGGAAAGAAUUUUAAAUAUACCACAGAAGUAGUCCAGAAUGGAAAUGAGUUCACCUGGUCUCAAAUCUAUCCAGGACAUACAACUACCAAUAAGUUUCUUGCCGGACAAGAGUCGGAAUUGCAGACCAUGAGUGGCAAGCCAUUUAAGACAAAUGUAAAAUUUGAAGGUGGUAAGAUAGUUGUGGAUUUCCCGAAUUACCAUCAUACUUCAGAGAUUGUUGAUGGGAAACUUGUUGAGACCUCUGUAGCUGGAGGAAUCACCUUCAAGAGGAUCAGUAAGAAAGUGGCAUAA